CCGCACAAGAAAGCAGCAUUUCCUACACCUUUCGAUUCUUGGUUUCGCAACCUCAGGCUAGUUGUUUUUUAUCAACAUUACCAAGGAUGCGUCUGUUCAACAACAUCAUCGUCCAGCUGUCGCUGCUAGCUCUCCUUCUGGUCUGUGCACAGCCAGCCUUGACACAUUACACGCAAGCAACCAAAGACGCAACCAUCGUGCGCUCGACCGCGUCCUGCCCAGACUGCCCCAACAGCAACUGCAACGAAUGUGCCCAGGGUCUUCGCAAGACGCUAGUAGCCAACACUGGUGGACUUGCAUACAUCCGCAUGAUUAUCGGGUUCACGCUGCCGGUUGAGAAAUCGCAGGUUCGCGCAUGCCACCUCUCGCUUCCUGGCUUCGUCAUUCCUUUGAAGUCCAAUGUCACUGUGAAUUUCUGGCAGGCAGUGUCGUCAGACUGGGAUGAGGCUACUAUCACUGGCAACAAUGCCCCUGAUGCAGGUGCUCAGAUUGCCUCGGUUACUGUGCCGGCAAACACCAACAUGACUGCAGUCGAUAUCACCCCGGCUUGCCUGAAUGCAGAUGAGGAGGGUAACUUCUCUGUCUAUGUUGGCACGCAGUUUGACCGUAUCGAGCUAUGGUCAAAGGAGUCGGGCAACCCAGCCAUCCUCCAUAUAGUAGAUGCUGACUAAAACUGGGGUCG
Linderina pennispora is the source of this 682-nucleotide messenger RNA. RefSeq lists its product as uncharacterized. NCBI's taxonomy places the organism in Eukaryota, Fungi, Kickxellomycota, Kickxellomycetes, Kickxellales, Kickxellaceae. Bases 87 to 671 code for a protein of 194 amino acids. The transcript has a single exon. The record is from RefSeq and is a predicted model, not a curated record.